AUGAAGACCUACAGCAUCGCAUCGAUCCCCGCGGACGGCAUCGGUCCCGAGGUUAUCUCGGCCGGAGUUACUGUUCUCAACGCCUUGGCCGAGAAGCUUAACACCUUCAAGCUUGAUUUCACCCACUACGACUGGAGCUCGGAAACAUACAAAACCACCGGCAAGUAUAUUCCCGACGGAGGACUGGACGACCUGAAGCGUCAUGAUGCGAUUUUGUUUGGAGCUGUGGGAGCACCUGAUGUUCCCGAUCACAUUUCCCUUUGGGGUCUCCGUCUUUCGAUCUGUCAGCCUUUGCAGCAGUACGCGAAUGUGCGACCUACGCGGGUCCUCCGGGGCACACAAUCACCGCUUCGGAAUUGUCCCCCCGGCAAAUUGGACUGGGUGAUUGUUCGUGAGAACAGUGAGGGCGAGUAUGCCGGACAGGGGGGUCGAUCGCACCGCGGCUGCCCCUGGGAGGUAGCCACUGAGACAGCGAUUUUUAGCCGGCACGGCGUCGAGCGAAUCAUGCGGUUCGCAUUUCAGACGGCGGCCAAGCGGCCACGGAAGUUACUGACCGUGGUCACUAAGAGCAAUGCCCAGCGCAACGGAAUGGUCCUUUGGGAUGAGGUUGCGACCGAAGUGGGGAAGGAAUUUCCAGAAGUGCAGGUGGACAAGAUGUUGGUGGACGCGAUGACUACAAGGAUGGUGUUGAAGCCCGAGACAGUGGAUACGAUUGUUGCCAGUAAUUUGCACGCGGACAUCCUCUCCGACCUCGCAGCUGCUCUCGCCGGCUCGAUAGGAAUCGCACCGACCUCUAACCUGGACCCCACCCGACAGCACCCAAGCAUGUUUGAGCCGAUUCACGGCUCAGCGUUCGAUAUCACCGGGAAAGGCGUUGCUAAUCCCGUCGCCACCUUCUGGACCGCGGCCGAGAUGUUAGCGUGGUUGGGCGAGGAGACGGCGGCUCAGAGGCUAAUGGAGUGUGUGGAGAAUGUGUGUGAGAGAGGAACCUUGACCGCAGACCUGGGAGGUAAGGCCACGACCAAGGAAGUCACCGAGGCCAUGGUGGGGGAGAUCCAGCGACUGUAA
Molecule: messenger RNA, 1068 nt
Organism: Aspergillus bombycis
Lineage: Eukaryota; Fungi; Ascomycota; Eurotiomycetes; Eurotiales; Aspergillaceae
Product: putative tartrate dehydrogenase
Exons: 3
Coding region: 1-1068 (355 amino acids)
Molecular function (GO): magnesium ion binding; NAD binding; oxidoreductase activity, acting on the CH-OH group of donors, NAD or NADP as acceptor
Source: RefSeq, a predicted model, not a curated record